This is a messenger RNA of Sardina pilchardus (European sardine), 3042 nucleotides long. RefSeq names its product sphingomyelin phosphodiesterase acid like 3B (gene smpdl3b). Gene Ontology annotation, molecular function: sphingomyelin phosphodiesterase activity. The record is from RefSeq and is a predicted model, not a curated record. Gene Ontology annotation, biological process: sphingomyelin catabolic process. Lineage: Eukaryota; Metazoa; Chordata; Actinopteri; Clupeiformes; Clupeidae. The transcript is spliced from 8 exons. The coding region runs from base 207 to 1598 and encodes 463 amino acids.
UUGCGGUCGAGGAGGGUGGGGUAGAAUAAAGUUUCAUUUUUUAUUAUUAUUAUCUCUAAGGGGGCCUGCCAUUUGGGAAUCACUGCUACUGAACUCUCUACCAGUCAGAGAUGGUCUUAGCAGGAGCAUAGUCGAGUCCUUAUCUUUCUUUAUGGUCAAAUGUAGGAACAACUCCAUCAUUUCCUGUUGUGUGUUUUCCACUGACGAUGAACCACAUGGCUCGUGUUCGUGCGUAUUUUAUUUGGAAGGUCUUUCUGGUGCUCUUCUUUAGAGGUGGUGUGGCAUUAACAGGAAAUUUCUGGCACAUCACGGACCUCCACUGGGACCCUUCUUACCGGUUGGGUGAUGACCCAACAUCAGUGUGUAACUCUAGUGGCAGCCGUCCUGUGCAGGGGGCAGGGAGGUACGGGGACUACGCCUGUGAUUCACCAUGGGACCUCAUCAGCUCCUCCAUACAUGCCAUGAAAACCAUUUUACCUGAUCCAGAUUUUAUUCUUUGGACAGGAGAUGAUACCCCACAUGUGCCCAAUGAGCAGCUUGGGGAAGAGGCGGUUAUCAACAUUAUUGGAAAUCUUACCCAACUUAUCAAAGAAGUGUUCCCAACCACCAAAGUUUACUCUGCUCUUGGUAACCAUGACUACCACCCAAAGAGCCAGCUACCAGCAGAACAGAAUUAUAUUUAUAACCAGACAGCAGAGAUGUGGAAACAGUGGCUUGAACCAGCGUCUCAAAAUCUCUUCAAAAUAGGUGGCUACUACUCAGAGAGACUAUUGAACAGACCUGGGUACAGGAUUUUGGUGCUUAAUACCAACCUAUAUUACAGCACGAACAAAGUGACACAGGACCUUCCAGAUCCAGCAAACCAAUUUGAUUGGAUGGACAAAGAACUAACAAAUGCCGCCAAUCAAAAGGAGAAGGUGUACAUUGUAGGACAUGUUCCUCCUGGGUUCUUUGAGAAAAAGCGGCAGACGAUGUGGUUCCGGCAAAACUUCAACGUGCGCUACCUGGAGCUAAUUCAGAAGCAUCAUGCUGUCAUCAUGGGCCAGUUCUUUGGCCAUCAUCACACGGACGCUUUCCGCAUGUUUUACAGCCCAGAGGGUUCUCCCAUCAGCGCCAUGUUCCUGAGCCCAGGUGUCACGCCAUGGAAGACGACUCUGCCAGGCGUUGUUGAUGGUGCCAAUAAUCCUGGCAUACGCAUCUUUGAAUAUGACACAGACUCCCUCUUGGUCAAAGACGUGGUCACUUAUUAUCUGAACCUGACCUAUGCUAACAUUGCCCAGGCAAGAUGGGAGAAAGAAUACCGCCUCACGGAGACCUUCCGUGUGCCAGACGCCUCUCCCACUUCCAUGAACAGGAUCCUGGAUCGCAUGGCCCAGGAAUCCUGCAUCCUGCAGAAAUACUACGACCUCAACUCUGUCAGCUAUGACUUGUCAACUUGUAAUGCAGACUGUCGCAUUGACCACAUCUGUGCGGCCAGGGCGAUAGACCAGACGGACUAUGACAAGUGCUUGAAAGACGGGGCCCCUCCUACUGGCCUAUUUGUGGCAAUGCUUCCGGUAAUUUCUGUUGUACUAACCAUUGCAUGGCCCAGCUUGUAACGCUCUUGAGUAAUUCCAGUUCAAUCUUAUCAAAUAUUGCUUCAAAAUAUGCCAUACCGUAUGUAUGUGUUGCCCAUAGGCUACUACUACACAACAAUACACUAAGGCUAAUCUGUAUGUGCUCUCUCUGCUGAGCAUGAACUAAUGACUGGAGUAAAUCACUUUGCUUAAUGUAAUACUAUGCACACAAUCCUGUAUGUGUCUCCACACUAAAGGGAAGUUAUUUGUAAAUGAAUCCUUCUCCAUGAAGUCACAUUAUUUCGGUGAAACGAAAAUGCAGAGAGUGACUCACAUCAAUUACCAUCAUGGUUGUGGUUUUGUUAAAAAGUGCUCUGUGAUGUUUUAAGUCCCCACCGUCGACUUCAAGGCACCUAACCCUAACCCUUGCCUAACCCUAGUGCCUUCCAGCAGAACUGCCUGGAAGGUGACGUGGGGGUCUUAAAACACCUAAAAGGCUUAAAUCAUGUUACUAAUGAUCUAUUUAUGCUUGUUUGCACCUGCAGUGUGUCAGUAAUUAUGCAAAUAUUGAUAUCACCACUUGUGAUAGAUUUUUAAAUGUCUCUGAUUUGUUUAACAGUAGCCACGUAGACAUGGACACUUAUAUUCCAAUUAGAAACGGAGUAACAGCUCAAUUGGAAUAAAAGUUGUCAUAUAAACACCACAAUCGGAAUGAAAACGCCUGAUCCGAUCAGAAUUUUAAUCGGAAUGAAACAGGUGGUGCAGUCUAUUCCUAGUCUGAACACUCAUGUGUAUGGUAAUUUGGAUUGCCUGCUAUAUUAUUUCCCCAAUGAAAAGUAGGCAACAACAGCUAUUCCGAUCAAAGAUUCUAAAGCUCUUGAAAGCAUCUGAUCGGAAUAGAACGUACCCCAUGUCAACAGACGACACAAUUUUAUCGGAAGGACAAAAAAGCUGUCCAUGUAAACGUGGAUAGUGACUGUGACAUUGAUUCUCCUGAGUUCAUCAUACAUCAUAUCUUGCACUGAUUGGACUCACUGUAAGCAGUCUGAGAAUGUUUUGCUUUAUGACAACAAUUAUGUGCUUGUAAUCUGCAACACACCUGUAGUAAACUCCUUCAAUGUAGAUAAUACUUGGACGUGGAAUACCUCUAUUUUUAACAAGAGUCAUAUGAUAUAUCCUAUACAAUGGUCUCAAGGUAUGUCCCAUGCCAAAGGCUUAUUAAACCACUAUAUGGAGCAGCUAUGUUCAGCUUGUGUACGUGAAACAAGUGUGACCUUUGAUUUAAAUGGUCUAUAAAGAGUUUUCCAAUUCUGUGACCUUGUUUGGAGGACGACAUUUAAUGUUUUUUUCAGGGUUGUAAAAACGUAACAGGAAGGAGGAUACUGGUGAAACAAUGUGGGGGUCUGUGACAUCACUAUCAGUAUUAAGAUCAGGACAAAUCAAUCUGAUAACAAUAUCUGAAUCAAAUAAAAAAAUAUAUUUCUUA